AUGCAGUCUAAGCACUUUGGUUCCCAGAACCCAAGUUGUAAGAUCAUGACCUUCUACCCAACCAUGGAAGAAUUUGCGGACUUCAACAAAUACAUUGCUUACAUAGAAUCGCAAGGGGCCCACCGAGCAGGCUUGGCUAAGAUAGUUCCACCCAAGGAAUGGAAAGCCAGACAGACCUACGACGAUAUCGAUGACAUCUUAAUAGCCGCUCCGCUGCAGCAGGUGGUCUCUGGGAGGGCAGGUGUGUUUACUCAAUACCACAAAAAGAAGAAAGCUAUGACAGUGGCAGAGUACCGCCGCUUAGCAAAUACUGAAAAAUACCAGACUCCAUUCUACUCCGAUUUUGAGGAAUUGGAGCGAAAAUACUGGAAAACCCGCGUGUACGAGUCCCCGAUAUACGGCGCGGACAUCAGUGGCUCUUUGUUUGAUGAAAACACGAAGCAGUGGAACCUGGGGCACCUGGGAACCAUCCAGGACCUGCUGGAGCAGGAGUGCGGGGUGGUCAUCGAGGGCGUCAACACUCCCUACCUGUACUUCGGCAUGUGGAAGACCGCCUUCGCCUGGCACACGGAGGACAUGGACCUUUACAGCAUCAACUUCCUGCACUUCGGGGAGCCCAAGACCUGGUACGCGGUGCCGCCCGAGCACGGCUGGCGCCUGGAACGCCUGGCCCGCGAGCUCUUCCCGGGCAGCUCGCGGGACUGCGAGGCCUUCCUGCGGCACAAGGCGGCGCUCAUCUCGCCCACGGUGCUCCGGAACAACGGCAUCCCCUUCGGUCGGGUCACGCAGGAGGCGGGCGAGUUCAUGGUCACCUUCCCCUACGGCUACCACUCUGGCUUCAACCACGGCUUCAACUGCGCCGAGGCCAUCAAUUUCGCCACCCCGCGCUGGGUCGAUUAUGGCAAAGUGGCCUCGCAGUGCAGCUGCGGCGAGGCGCAGGUGGCCUUCUCCAUGGACGCCUUCGUGCGCAUCCUGCAGCCCGAGCGCUAUGAGCUGUGGAAGCGCGGGCAGGACCGGGCGGUGGUGGACCACGCCGAGCCCGCGGCGCCGGGCGGCCGGGAGCUGAGCGCCUGGAACAGGGUGCACUCGCCCUGGGGAACCCGGCUCGCCUGCAACUCCCUCGAGCCGCGCCAGACCCCGCCGCUGACGCCAGGUCCAUCCGCCCCAGCUCACCACCCAACUGGCAGAUGUGUUUCUCGACGUCGUCCUCGGGAAAAGGGAAAAGGGAAAAGGGUACUCCGGGGCUGA
This is a messenger RNA of Odocoileus virginianus texanus, 1248 nucleotides long. Its product is annotated as lysine-specific demethylase 4D-like. The record is from RefSeq and is a predicted model, not a curated record. NCBI's taxonomy places the organism in Eukaryota, Metazoa, Chordata, Mammalia, Artiodactyla, Cervidae. Gene Ontology annotation, biological process: chromatin remodeling; regulation of gene expression. Gene Ontology annotation, cellular component: nucleus; chromatin. Gene Ontology annotation, molecular function: histone H3K9 demethylase activity.